AUGAACAAAAACAACAAAAUCACACGGGAGCACACGUCUGAGGCAGCCCUGGUCGGCCCCAUGAUGCAUCAGUGUGACAAGAAACGAGGCAUGGUGUGUGUGGGAGACUGUUUCAAACAACUGCUGGAGGUCAGACGGGUCAAUGUGUGCCUGGGGACCAGAGUUUCCAGAAUGUUAAAGAUCUGGAAGAUGUGGCAUAUGCGCCGUCGCUCCAGGACAAUCUGUCUAGUCUUGGCUUUCAUCACCAUUUCCCUCCAUCUCCUCUUUGCGCUUGUUUCUUUUUCUAUUAACCACCAGCCCUGUGACCCCCCACUAACACCCAGGACACAUAUCCUGAGAAACCUGGCAAACACCAACUACACCUCUGUGGGGAUCAGUGGUCCGGCUCAGCCACCAACUGACUCCUCACAAAGAGAUUCUUCCAAUAAGGAUGCCAAAGGUCGUGUGCAAAUGCUUACAACCAUUGUGAGUCGUUACAGCACCAACAGAAGUGAACUUUUGGAGUCUGGGUUGUCAAAACUGAAGGCGCUGUUUGACCAUCCUCUUUGCAACAUCCCGGGCUCUCCUAUCCCUGAGGAAGACUGGCUGCUGAAAGUGAUACCAAAGGUCAAGGCUAGUGAGAAAAGCUCCCAGAUGUGCGAGGAACACUAUGAGAACGUCCAGCGGAGCAGCAACAGCAACAGCCACCCUCCCUGGCUUCGCUUCCACCUGGGCAUUUCCCGCUGGCAGCUCUACCCUCAUCAUGACCCCAACAUGGAGGCUCUGACCCAGCAACUUGCCACACACCGUGUCGUCAGUGCAGUGCAGAAGUCUGGGGGGACGCAACUGAAGCUGGUGAUGUCAUUUCCCAACUAUGGAAAAGCGAUGGUCAAACCCAUGAAGCAGGAUAGAAAUGAUGAAACCAACUACAACCUCUACUACUUCUCAGACUUUGAGAGACACAAUGCAGAAAUCGCAGCUUUUCACCUGGACAGGAUUUUGGGCUAUAGGAGAGUCCCUCCCGUGGUCGGGAGGCUGGUAGAUGUGGUCAAGGAAGUCAAAGAGGUCACUACCGACCACAAGCUGGCUCGAACCUUUUUUACCUCCCCUGUGGGAAAUGUGUGUUUUUAUGGCCAGUGCUCCUACUACUGUUCCACAGAGCAUGCUGUGUGUGGCCGCCCCAGGAACCUGGAGGCUUCCUUAGCGGUAAUGCUGCCAGAUAUCUCCCUUGCGGCACGGAGGGCCUGGAGAUCCCCCUGGAGACGCUCCUACAGCCGCAGCAAGCUGGCAAAGUGGGAGACAGAACCAGACUAUUGUUCGAAAGUGAAAAAGACUCCGCCAUACAACAAAGGCACCAGGCUGGUGGACUUCAUGGAUAUGGUGAUACUGGACUUCCUGAUGAGUAACAUGGACAGGCAUCAUUAUGAAACAUUUGAGAAGUUUGGGAACAGAACUUUUCUGCUGCACCUUGACAAUGGGAGGGCAUUUGGGCGUCACUCCAAAGAUGAGCCUUCUAUCUUAUCUCCACUAGAACAGUGCUGCAGAAUUCGUCGCUCCACAUGGCUACGCCUGCGUCUCCUUUCUCUGCCUCAGUAUCGUCUCAGUGAUGUCAUGCGAGCCUCGCUCUCCAAUGAUCCGCUUCAUAGUGUGGCUCCACUGUUGUCAGAGCCCCACCUUGCUGCUCUCGAUCGGCGUUUGAAAACUGUCCUGGAGACUGUAGGUCGUUGCCAAAAGCAACGGCAGGAGAGUGGCGAUCAUCGUGAGGUUAUCUAUGAUGAC
Messenger RNA from Monopterus albus (swamp eel), 1758 nucleotides. Its product is annotated as extracellular serine/threonine protein kinase FAM20C-like. Gene Ontology annotation, cellular component: Golgi apparatus. Gene Ontology annotation, biological process: protein phosphorylation; enamel mineralization. The transcript is spliced from 12 exons. The annotation marks the transcript as partial. NCBI's taxonomy places the organism in Eukaryota, Metazoa, Chordata, Actinopteri, Synbranchiformes, Synbranchidae. Gene Ontology annotation, molecular function: phosphotransferase activity, alcohol group as acceptor. The record is from RefSeq and is a predicted model, not a curated record.